AUGCAAUAUUAAGACUCAAGAAGAGUGAUUAAUCCUAUUUAUUAAGAUUAACCUAAGUAAGUGAGACCAAGAUCUAUUUCAAAUACAACCAAGUUAUUGGUUUGGGAUCCUCAAUAAAUCAUCUCUAAAACAGAAAAUAUAAAAAAUUAAUAACCUACUAGCAAUGAUGUAAGGAAUACUCGAUAAAAUUAAAGGAAUUUUUCUUCUAUUUUAGGUGGGAAUAACUUCAUCAAAAAUAUUAAUUAACAACCUUAUAAUGAUUUAAAUGAUAUCAUAAAGCAUUAACAUGUAGUACAAUCUACAAAAGAAAAAAUAAUAAAUCCUAUAAAAUUAUCACUCCAAGAUGAAUAUCAAAUAUAUCCAUAAUAAGACUCAAAGUCUUAAGAAAGGUACUCAAUAAAAUUAAAUAAAUAAUCAAGAUGUGAUAAGGAAAACUAGUUUAAUAAUUAAUAAGAAUUAAUAAGAUUAAAUAAAACAGAGAAUGUUAAAUCUAAAAUGAAAGGCUAGAAAGAGGAAAGUAAAUCAUUAGUAUCAGAAUUGAAAAAAAGAAUGAUGAAUACUCCUUAAAAAUCAUAGAUUAAUAAUCAUAAACCAACACUUUAAAUGGAAGACAAUAAUAUAACUAUUAUUACUAUGUAAUUAAAAGAUAUAAAGGAAAAUGUAUAAACUGAAGAAAUGAAAUAGUUAUGUUAAAAUAUGGGUUAUCAUAUGAUAAAGUUUGAUAAAGAAUAUGAUAAAAUAAAUCAUAGAUAAAAUGGAUAAGGUUCAAUAUAAAUUAGAGGUAUUAACACUGAUUAAAAGCUUACUACUUUUUAAAGAUCAUUAAGUAAAAAGGGAAUUAAUAUAGGUGAAUAAAAUUUAAAACUAAAGGAUUUUAUAUCCAAUAAAUAUUUACUUAAAAGUCAAGAGCAUUCUUAGGCGGAUAAUCAAAAUUCUCAAAAUUAAGAAAACAAACUCUUAAAUAAUUUUAAGAAAUUCUAAAGUAGAUAAAAAGGAUAAUUUUAAUGA
Messenger RNA from Paramecium pentaurelia, 1008 nucleotides. The record is from the annotation of a GenBank genome assembly. Lineage: Eukaryota; Ciliophora; Oligohymenophorea; Peniculida; Parameciidae.